AUGGCGACGUCGGAGACCAAUGGUUUUCCGUUCUCCGUAGUAUCUAUCGUCGAAGAUGUUCUUCAACAGCAUAGUACCCGAUCAAGCGACGUUGGGUUGGUUUCUCGGAAAGUCGAGGAAUCUUCUCUAAGAAGAUACGAAGCUGCGGGAUGGCUUAGAGAAAUGGUUGGAUUUUCMUGUGGUAGAGAUUUUCCAGGAGAACCUUCUGAAGAAGAUUUUAGGCUUGGAUUGCGAAGUGGGAUCGUCCUUUGUAAUGUUCUUAACAAAGUUAAUCCUGGGUCAGUGCCAAAGGUUGUUGAAGCGCCCGAUGAUGUUGCUGAUGGAGCUGCACUCUCUGCUUUCCAGUACUUUGAAAACAUUAGGAACUUUUUAGUCGCCAUAGAGGAAAUGGGUUUGCCAUCAUUUGAAGCUUCGGAUAUGGAGAAGGGAGGCAAGUCUGUAAGGAUAGUGAACUGCAUUCUUGCUCUUAAAUCUUACAGUGAGUGGAAACUGAAAGGUGGAUUGGGUCCCUGGAGGUAUGGAGUGAACAUGAAAAACAAUUUUGGAUUGAGGAAACCAUUUCUCAGAAAAAAUUCAGAGCCGUUCAUGAGUUCUGUAUCAAGAACCGAGUCUAGAGAUACCACAUUUGAUCAAUCUCUGUGUUCUGAUGUUGGGCAAGAUCUUAGUGAAAAAGGAGAUUCCAGAUCACUUAACGCGCUUGUUCGCUCAUUUAUUGCAGACAGAAAGAAUGAAGAUAUUCCAAGUGUUGUAGAGUCUGUGUUGAACAAAGUUAUGGAAGAAGUCCAGCAGCGCUUAUCAAUCCACAAUGAAAUGAUGAAAUCAAGUGCAAAGUCUAUUCCAGAAGAUGAUUCAUCCUGCGAGACAGUGGUGCGGUCUCAGCAGUGUGACGUAAGACAACAUGAGGAAGCAGAAGAAAAUAGUCCAUCACAGGUCAUAGAAGAAAAGUUCCAGAGGACAAAUUAUGAAGAACAGGAGAUUCUUCUGAAUCAACAAAAACACAUCCAGGAGUUGAAGAAAACCCUAAACACUACAAAAGCGGGAAUGCAAUUACUGCAGAUGAAGUAUCAAGAAGAUUUCUUUCACCUAGGCAAGCAUUUAAAUGGUUUAGCUUAUGCGGCUACGGGUUACAAAAGAGUUCUUGAAGAAAACCGCAAAUUGUACAAUCUAGUGCAGGACCUAAAAGGAAACAUACGGGUGUACUGUCGGGUUAGACCCUUCUUGCCGGGGCAACCAAUUUCUUCGAGUACCGUGGAACACAUAGAAGAAGGGACUAUCACAAUCAAAGUGCCAUCAAAGUAUGGCAAAGAAGGACGGAAACCAUUUAUGUUUAACAAAGUCUUUGGUCCUUCUGCAACACAAGAGGAAGUGUUUUCAGACAUGCAGCCUUUGGUACGUUCGGUUCUUGAUGGCUACAAUGUCUGCAUCUUUGCUUACGGUCAAACCGGGUCCGGGAAAACUUUUACAAUGUCAGGGCCUACGGAACUGACUGAAGAAAGUCUAGGUGUGAACUACAGGGCACUGGCAGAUCUGUUUCUUCUAUCAAACCAAAGAAAAGACACAACCAGCUAUGAAAUCUCGGUUCAGAUGCUUGAAAUUUACAACGAGCAACUGAUGGAUCUGGGACAAACGAACCGUGCAGUGAGCUCUACGGCCAUGAAUGACAGAAGUAGUCGAUCUCACAGCUGUGUUACUGUUCAUGUUCAAGGCAGAGACCUCACGUCUGGGAGUAUCCUCCAUGGCUCUAUGCAUCUGGUUGAUCUUGCAGGAAGCGAGAGAGUUGACAAGUCUGAGGUGACUGGAGACAGGCUGAAAGAGGCUCAGCACAUCAACAAGUCCCUCUCGGCUCUUGGGGAUGUUAUCUCUUCGCUUUCCCAGAAGACUUCUCAUGUGCCUUACAGAAACAGUAAACUAACCCAGCUGCUGCAGGACUCCCUCGGAGGAUCAGCCAAGACGCUUAUGUUCGUCCACAUUAGUCCGGAAGCUGAAACUCUUGGAGAAACUAUAAGCACUCUGAAGUUUGCUGAGCGAGUGGGAAGUGUUGAGCUAGGCGCUGCUCGUGUGAGCAAAGAUAAUUCAGAGGUCAAGGAGCUUAAAGAACAGAUUGCUAAUCUUAAAAUGGCUCUAGUGAGGAAAGGAAAUGGUAAUGACGUACAACCAACCCCUCCACCAAUCAACCGUGAGAGAAUAUCAAGAAGAAGAUCACUUGAAACUCCUACUAUUCGACCCAAAUUUCCUACCAUGGGAAAUGGACCAAGCAACCUUAGGCCCCAGAUUAUGGAUCUGAGUGGACCAGGGGCUUAUAGCGAUACUGCAUUUUCAAGAAGACACAGCUUAGAUAUCCAUGAGCUAAUGAAAUCCUCUUCUCCAUCUUGGCCGAGGCAAUCGCUGAAUGCAAAGGACGAGGAUAGAGAAUCUAAGUCAGGGGAGUGGAUCGAUAAGCACGAAGAAUCAAUUCUAGACGAGAAUACAAUUUUACCAGAGAAAUUCUACCAGUCAAUGACUCCACAACAGCAAUCACUACUGAAUGGUGGGAAACAAGAUUUCGAAGUGCAGAGUAUUACAGAUAACGAAUCUGAUGAAGGAGCACCGAGCGAUUGUUCAGAUCCUGAUUUGAUGUGGCGAUUGAACGUUCAAGUGAAUGUGCCCAAAGUUUCUAAUAUCCAAAACUCAGUAAACCCCAAACAAAAGAAAAUUGAACCCAGAACUGCUAAACUCGCAGAAACCAGAAGUUUAAUUCCGUCGCUGAUCCCAGCACCAAGCAAGAGACCUCCUAACACCGUGAGUUCACAGCCGCAGAGACCAACCAGAGAUGGAAAACGCAGACUGAGUCUAGGCAAGUGA
Molecule: messenger RNA, 2841 nt
Organism: Arabis nemorensis
Lineage: Eukaryota; Viridiplantae; Streptophyta; Magnoliopsida; Brassicales; Brassicaceae
Source: the annotation of a GenBank genome assembly